AUGGCAGAGGAGGAGCAUCAGAAUCCUGUGGCAGAGGCGAUUCCGGGUAUCCACGAGGUGAAUAUCCAAACCGGGUCCGAGAAUUUCGGGUUAUGCGUCGAUCCGGCGGGUGUUUCUCACGUGCCCGGGAUAAGGAGAGUUGGUUUGAGAGCUGAGAUCGAUACUUCUCCGCCAUUCGGGUCGGUUCAGGAGGCGGUGACCCGGUUCGGUGGUCGUGGAUAUUGGGUUCCUUUCAAGCUCGAAGACAAUUACAAUGGUGUUGGGGAAUUUGACAUAAAGAGAAUGGAAGAGCAUGCGGCAGAGCUUGAGAAGGAUCUGAUUGUGAAAGAGCUGGAAACUCUGGAUGUUCUCGAAGCACUUGGAUCGACGAAAAGGAUCGUCGAAGAUCUGAAGCGGCAGCUUCAUCAAGAGUCCUUGAGAUCAGCUGAGAAUCUCAGUUCAGACAUCAAGGAGAUGAACGACGAGCAUCAUUGCAAUCACAACCCCAUCUCAUCUCCUGAUCUGAUACUAAUGGAACUGAAGCAAGCCAAGAUGAAUCUUGGUAAAACCAUGGACGAUCUCGUGAUGAUCCAGUCCUCUGUUGAGUCUCUGAACAAGAAAAUGAAAGAAGAGAAAGAUUUCCUCGAUAAGACUCGAGCGAAGCUAACAUAUGGGUUUGGAGGAGCGGUUUCUCUAGCUGAGGAGCUGAGACGAAUAAGGGUAAAGCCACAGGUUCCAGAUGAACCACCAAGGGAACAGGUUAAGAUGGUCGCCGAAACCGAUGAAACGGGUUUGAACCAGCAGAACAAGAACUGUCUGAGAACUGCAGAGAUGAGAUUGGUCGCUGCUAGAAAAAUGGAAGAAGCUGCAAGAGCAGCGGAAGCACUUGCCAUUGCUGAAAUAGCGAUGUUAUCAUCAUCCAACGGUGAAAGCGAGGAUGAUUCUGAGUUUUGCUUUCCAGAGCCUCCAAGAUCUCCCAUAACACCGAGAGGGCUAGGAAACGAUAAUGACGUCUCCACCAAUAACAGCUCGAGAAGAGGGAUUUUGAAGAAGCUUGAGGAAGCUACACAAGGAGUUAAACAGAGUAAACAAGCUUUGGAAGCUGCGUUGAACCGAGUAGAGAUUGCUAAUGUGAAGCAACUCGAAGCUGAAACUGCUUUCCGCGGAUGGACUAAAGACUCGUGUAAAGGCGAUAACUUUACACCUUUGAAUCAAACCCGACGCUCCUUUUUCAGCCAUCUGAACAAGGAGCAUGAACCACAUGACAAUCUCCCAAAGCCUGUGUUAAAGUCUAAUGUCUCAAUGCGUGAUGUUCUAAGGCGUAAGCAAGUUCCAAAGGAGGAUGUUGUUGUCCCCGAGAGACAGAGCCUUGAAGGGCAAAUCCCGAGGCGGAAUGCGAAUCUGAGCCAAAUGUUGAAGGAGCUGAAGCAGGAUAUUAAGUUUUCGUCACGGGCCGAGAAAGAGGAGGUGCAGGAGGAGAAACAGUUUGUCACUCAGAGGAGAAAGUUUGGGUUCAUACACAUUACGCUUCCAAUGCAGAAGCAGAGUAAGAAAAAAUCCAGCCUUUAA
This is a messenger RNA of Thlaspi arvense, 1548 nucleotides long. Lineage: Eukaryota; Viridiplantae; Streptophyta; Magnoliopsida; Brassicales; Brassicaceae. The record is from the annotation of a GenBank genome assembly.